Messenger RNA from Alternaria metachromatica, 1344 nucleotides. RefSeq lists its product as uncharacterized. Gene Ontology annotation, molecular function: GTPase activity. The transcript has a single exon. The record is from RefSeq and is a predicted model, not a curated record. The coding region runs from base 1 to 1344 and encodes 447 amino acids. Lineage: Eukaryota; Fungi; Ascomycota; Dothideomycetes; Pleosporales; Pleosporaceae.
AUGCGCACAACUUCCGCAAUGUCCUCCGCAAAGGCUCCAGAGGGCUCUGCGCCUGCCGCGAGUUCAAACACACCCGUUUCGAUUGUCUGCGUGGGCAUGGCUGGUAGCGGCAAGACGACCUUCAUGCAGCGCCUUGUUUCACAUCUCUAUACCCAUCCCGACCCAACUCAAAGCGAACCCUCCGUCUCCAAAGCGUCCCCGACACCCCCGUACAUCAUCAACCUCGACCCCGCCGUCCACCAUGUCCCGUUCACGCCCAACAUCGACAUCCGAGACAGUGUCAACUACAAGGAGGUCAUGAAGCAGUUCAACCUAGGACCCAACGGCGGUAUCUUGACCAGCUUGAACCUAUUCAGCACAAAGAUUGAUCAGGUCAUUGGUCUGUUGGAAAAGCGAACACAGCCGCCAGCGCCAGUAAAAGAGCCAGAGCAAAGCACAGUCGAAUUCAUGACAAGCGGGGGCAAGGACAAGCAGGCAGCGCCGGCGCAACAACCGCAGGUCAAACACAUCCUCGUGGACACGCCAGGGCAGAUCGAGGUCUUUGUCUGGUCGGCAAGUGGAGAGAUCCUGCUUUCGAGUUUAGCCAGCACAUUCCCCACCGUCAUCGCAUACAUCAUCGACACACCGCGCACAACUAGCACAAGCACCUUCAUGUCCAACAUGCUCUACGCCUGCUCCAUUCUCUACAAGACAAAGUUGCCCAUGAUACUCGUCUUCAACAAGACCGACGCCCAAGACGCCCAGUUCGCGAAGGAUUGGAUGACCGACUUCGAGGCCUUCCAAACCGCCCUACGCAACGAGGAAGAGGGUGGCAGCUUCGGUGGUGAAGGCAUGGGUGGAGGAAGCGGAUACAUGGGCAGUCUGCUGAACAGCAUGUCACUGGUACUGGAGGAAUUCUACAAGCAUCUCAGUGUUGUGGGCGUUAGUGCUAUGACCGGAGACGGCAUGGAUGAGUUCUUCAAAGGCGUGCAAGAAAAGAAGGAAGAGUUUGAGCGCGACUACAAACCCGAGCUUGAGCGACGUCGGGCGGAAAGGGAGCAAGAGAAGAAAGCGACACGUGAGCGCGAGUUGGACAAGAUGAUGAAAGACAUGAAGGUGGGCGGCGCGGGCGCAAAACCAAAGAGCAAGCCGCGAAAAGAAGAGCCCGAGACGGUCAGCGACGCAGAAAACUCCGACGAAGCCGGCAUGAUGGACGAAGACCUAGACUACGAGGAUGAGAUGGACUCAGAUGAUCCAGAAAACGGCCUAAAAGAGCGAUACAGGCAGGCAGUCAACGACCGCGGCGUCGACCAAAGCGAGGACCACAGCUUCGCACGAUAUGUAAACAUGGCGAAGUUCACAUGA